Molecule: messenger RNA, 825 nt
Organism: Oldenlandia corymbosa var. corymbosa
Lineage: Eukaryota; Viridiplantae; Streptophyta; Magnoliopsida; Gentianales; Rubiaceae
Source: the annotation of a GenBank genome assembly
AUGAGUUUUCAGGAUCUUGAAUCUGGCGGCAGCGGGAGAAGCCACGUCAUCACCGUGCGGCAGCAACAGCCCAAGCAAGACCAUUCCCGCGCAAUCGGGUUAGCGAUCUUUCAAAUCAACACAGCCCUCUCCGCCUAUCACCGCCUUGUUGCCAGUCUCGGCACCCCCAAGGACACCCCCGACCUCCGCCGCAAACUGCGUGGCUCAAGAUUGAAAAUUGAGCAAUUGGUGAAGGAGACUUCACCCAAGUUGAAGCAAUCAGUUGAAGCUGACUGGAGUGCUGAUGCUACAAAGAAAAUUUCGGAUUUCAAACUUACAAGAGAUUUUCAAUAUGUGCUUAACGAGUUUCAAAAAGCUCAGAGGCUUGCAGCACAUAAGGAAUCAGCAUAUUCUGCGUCAACAUCUCAUCAAGACCUUCCGUCCAGCAAUCACACCUCUGAAGUGGAUACAGAUUUGACAAGAAGCAAUGAACAUAUGCACCUUCUUGCUGAAACGAGAAGGCCCGAUGUUAUGCUUGUGGGCAAUGAAAUAGAUUUCAACGAAGCUCUUAUCGAAGAAAGGGAAAAAGGAAUCAUAGAAAUUCAGCAGCAGGUUCGUGAGGUGAAUGAGAUCUUCAAGGAUUUAGCACUGCUUGUCAAGGAACAAGGACCUAUGCUUGAUGGAGUGCGCUCUAAUCUUGAGAUUUCCCAGGAUGCUAUUGACAAAGGCACUUCUCAACUUACAAAGGCAUCCAAGAUUCAACGAUCAAAUUCCUCUAUGAAGUGUUUGGUGCUGUUGAUACUUGGAAUCAUUUUGCUCAUUGUAAUGGUGGUCGUAGUGGCCUGA